Messenger RNA from Arctia plantaginis, 258 nucleotides. Lineage: Eukaryota; Metazoa; Arthropoda; Insecta; Lepidoptera; Erebidae. The record is from the annotation of a GenBank genome assembly.
AUGAACGGUUGGGGCAAUUCGCAAUUGUUACCGAUCGAUUCCGAAGGCAGUGCUCGGCAGGCUCCGCCUAUUGGGAGGCGCGGUGCUGCUUCGGGAGCUAACACAGGCGCCGGUCGAAGCGGUUCUUUUGAUCUGCCCCCCUCCCCGCGGCGCGCAAGCGUAGGCCCAGAUAACGAACGCACACAAACUCAUAACGCUCCGCGCGCUCUCCCAAGCCGGUUGUCAGCACGAACCGGUUUUGUGACGACACCUGAGUGA